AUGGGAAACAAGAACGCUCGAGCCAAGAAGUCCUUAGACUUACCAAAUUUAACCUUGCCGUCCUCGCUCACCGCGGACAAGAACUCCGAAGCUCACGCCUCCGCAGCCGCCAGUCCAAAGAGUCCGUUGGCAUUUAGAUCUUUCCGCCAGGGAACAUUGAUUACUCCGAACUUUGAGGUAUUGGGUAGAACAGCAGCAAAGUCGUUAUCUGCUACCUCACCAGAAUUUUUCCCGGCUCUUCCUCUCAAAACUGCGCCAUUUCCAAAGGUCCGUAUAGAUGCUAGCUCUGGAGCCCCCGCAGUUAAGAAGUUACAAGACCAACUUGAGAUGGUAGAUAGUGUACAACUGGCAGGAACCCCCCGGCGUAUCAACACCGAGGCUGGGGAGUUGGAGACUAUAUCUAAAUUUUCAAUGGAAAUGGAAAUGGAAGUUGGAGUGAUCCUGGCUAAUCGGAUCCAAUCAAGUUCUACCGGUAGUCUUGGCCUUGAUCAGAUGGCAGCCGUUCAUCCGAUAAAGGAUGCAAUGAAUGCUAUCUCCACUUCUUCUAUCAACUCUACACCAGAGAAGGUCAGAUCGAGCAGCUUCGUUACACCGGCCAAGUCGAAGGAUACUCCAUUCUCAACACCAUCUCCCAUUGUUUCAUUCCCAACCGGUCCUAGGACGGAGAAACCCCGUUUUGGUCGUGCAGAUAAAAAGAAGAAGGAUAUAAUCAUCAGCCAAUUCGGCGUUAUCAGAAACCUCGCCCGUAUCACCGAUCGUUUCACCGAGAAUGGAUUCUUGUACAAACAUGCGUGUGCGGAUGAGUUCCAGCCUGCUGUUUACGAUGUAGCAGAUGUUGUCAGCAAGAUGUUGGCCAAGGAGCGUGAGGAGUUCUGGGCAAAGAAUUGGAUCGAGAUUGAAGUUGAUUUCCGCUCCGAGGAAGAAAUGAUCAAUAUCAAUGCUCAGGAGGUCAACGGACAGGAGAAACCUCCCAAGGGUUACCAUACACUGCUCAAUUACAUCGAUUACCUCGGCCCAGAUUUCCUCGCCCAUGCCAAGUAUAUCUUCGUCAGCAUUAUGUUCCCUUCCAUCUCUGACGCUGAUCAAUCUAAAGUCAACUCUUCCGUGCUCCACUGCCAACAAACUCUCGAAUUCCAGCAUAUUGAGAAAUUGGUAGCUAAAUUACAACACUUUCCAGCAAUCAAACGUCUAGAUGUCAUCUUGCAGACCCCUUCCAACACUAAGAAGCCGCUCUCAAUUCCCCAGCUUAACUUAGUCCUUCCGUUCUACGAUCUUGGGUUCACUGAGUGGAACAUUAAGUGGAAGACAAGUUUUAUGACAAAAGCCGAGCCGGUAGGUGGAUGGCCGGUCCAUUAUCUCGACAAGGAGAGAAAUCGACUCUUGAGAGAGAGGGAGCGAGUCAAGAAUGCAGUUUUCGUUACGAAGAGUCAAUUUGUUGCCUGA
This is a messenger RNA of Sclerotinia borealis F-4128, 1443 nucleotides long. Lineage: Eukaryota; Fungi; Ascomycota; Leotiomycetes; Helotiales; Sclerotiniaceae. The record is from the annotation of a GenBank genome assembly.